AUGGUUAGCCAGAGCCAUAGCUACGUAGUCGGUACGUGGGACGAGGGUGAUGUACUUACCCACAACCCCGAGACGACGACAACACCACCGCCUACUCUUCCGGGCCCUCCAUAUGGAUACUCCCUGCGUCACCAACGCCCUGCUGACCCGCCUGCGCCGUCUUUGCCUGGCCCACCGGUCUUACCUGCGGAUGUGCCCCGACGCGACGACGAUGGAAACUGGUUAAUCUACCUAUACGAAGAAGGUACCCUAGUAGUAGUUGAAAACGCGCGUUACGCAGUUGAAGAAGCGAAUCAACCUUGGCGUCUCACAUACGACCCCAGCGGCGCACACGCUCGUCGAUCACAAUCUACCGGGCAGUACCAAUCGCAAAGGGAGCUCCUCCAGCUCACCACCACCGAGCUCGCCGGAGGUUCCGGGGUAGGUCAACUCGACCGCGACGAGUAUCCACCCGCGAUCGCACGCGAAGGCGGAACAGGGGCAGUCGUUACCUACAUCGAAGCUGGUGAUAACCGUAGAGCUGGUAGCUUGAUGGGACAACAGUUCGCUAAUUAUAGAGCGGAUCCGCAGCCCGAUGGACAUGCGCCGCUCCGACCGGGGGAUACGUUCCGGUAUGCGAUUAUUCAUGAGAAUAUGGCUGCUGUUGAGUAUCUUGGAGACGGUCAUGGUGAUGAGACGCAGAUUGAACGGCCUCCCACGGAUUGA
This is a messenger RNA of Hypoxylon trugodes, 705 nucleotides long. RefSeq lists its product as uncharacterized. The coding region runs from base 1 to 705 and encodes 234 amino acids. The record is from RefSeq and is a predicted model, not a curated record. Lineage: Eukaryota; Fungi; Ascomycota; Sordariomycetes; Xylariales; Hypoxylaceae. The transcript has 2 exons.